Molecule: messenger RNA, 1281 nt
Organism: Trichomonas vaginalis G3
Lineage: Eukaryota; Parabasalia; Trichomonadida; Trichomonadidae
Product: armadillo (ARM) repeat-containing protein family
Exons: 1
Coding region: 1-1281 (426 amino acids)
Source: RefSeq, a predicted model, not a curated record
AUGUCUUCUAAUAAUGAUAUCUUCAACCAACUCAUGAACAAAAAUAAUCAAAAAUUAUUGUUAAUUAGUGAUAGGCAGAGUAAAAAUGACCCUGCAACAGAUAAUAUUCGUCAAUAUUUAAGCGAAAUUGGAAAUAAAAUUCAAGAAAACAAUUUUCUUUCAAUAUUUUCACUUUUAGAACAGCAUCAUGAUUUCAGCGAACAAGAUAUACUAUUAGUUGGUUACUAUGUCAAUGAAAAUGAAAUAAUUAAUAAAAUUUUUGGCUUAUUACUGAACAAUGACAGUACAAUAGAACUUCAAACAUCAAUACUCGAGUUUUUUGCUGAUACAUGCUUUUAUCACAAAUCAACGGCUCAUACUUUAAUUAAUUUAGGAAUUUACGAUUUUUGGAAACAAUUUUAUCCUGCGUGUCCACAAAAUUUACAUCUCCAUUACAUGUUACUUCGAGGCAUUUGCGCUAAUUCAUUCAGAUCCACAGAAAAUGUUUUUGAAGAAGAAAUUUUAAACAAAAUCAUUCCUCCUGAUGAAAGUUUAUUGAUAGAAUGGAUUCAACUCUUGCAUGCAGUUACAGAGCAUAAUAUUUCAUAUUGGGAUGCUGUUAAAGUUAUAAAUUUAGUUUUUGGUUUUCUCGAAAGUGAUAAUGAAGCAAUAGCUGUUGAAGCAAGCAAAGUGUUAUUAUCAGUGUAUGUAAGAUGCCAGACAACACUAAUAGAAAUUUACAAUCUAGAAAAGAGAAAUUAUAUUAAUAAUUUGAUAAUUACAACAAAUAGCCGUGAUUUAUUUGAUAAUUUAUUUUGGUUAGUCUCUCUCAUAUUCCAAAAUAGCUACGGUAUAUAUUAUAUAAUCAAUGAAAAGACAAAUUUCUUUGAUUCAUUAAAACAACAGAUUAUUAAGCUUCAGCCAAAGAUAUUUUUCAGAAGUUUCUCAAAUAUUAUGGUAUGGGCAAGCCAAAUGGGUUCAAAUUUCAUAAAUUAUACAUUUUUUGAUUAUACAUUACAAAAUCUUGAUGAAUUACCAUAUCAAGAACAGAGAGAAUUCAUUGUGUCUUCUAUGAUGUGUUCAUUAGCUGAAAUUCCUGGAACUUUAGAAUUUAUUGCAAAACAGGAGAAAUUAGGCAAUGCAUUCGUUGAAUUUCUUGAAAAUGAAGGUGAUGAAUAUAUUAAAGAAAAUUAUUUAGGAUUUUUCCAACAAAUCAAAGAAAAGUUGAUCGCAAAAAAUUUUGACACUCAUGGUACAAUCUUUGAGAACCCCACAGUAAGUGAAUUUCUAGAAUCCAUCUAA